GGGUGACAGAGCGAGACUCCGUCUCAAAAAAAAAACAAACCAAAACUGUCUUUAUGUCCUACCUAGCAUUUACUAAGUAGAAGAUGUGCCCUUUUGAAGGGCAUGUCUAUUCCUAGAACUUUAACUACAAUGCUUUGCAGUAGAAAUAUAUGCUAUUGUAUUAAGGUGAAGUGACUUUAGAAUUAGUAACUCGGUGUUGACAGAUCAUGCUGAUCGAAGAUUAGCCUUGGAGUUUGGAAAGCUGGAGAGCAUGUAUAUUCCAGAUGACCAGGAAAGGAAAAGUCAGAAAAACAGUUUUUAAGUAGUACUGUUAUAACGACCUGUAAAACUUGAAACGAGAGAAAGCUGUCUUCUAAAAUGAAGAAUUACAUAUUUAAAACAUUAAUUUCCUCAAUGAUACUGCUACAUAUCUGAAAAGGGUGGUUACGUAGCAUUUGGGACAGACCCGUCUCAGUGGUUUGAGGCAACAGGUGUGGCUGAAGAAAAGGUAAGGCUGGGGAAAAACCAACAUUUCUGGUCUAAACUGAUACUGUCUUCUUACCUGAGGCAGUUUCCUAUGCCCUGGUUUUCUCUGUCUGAAAAAUGCAUGAUAACACAUACUCUUCAAAUUAGCUCAAAAUGCUUGGUAGUUACCUACUAUUCCCUGACAGGCCACAGGCAGAUAGUUCUAUGCUUGUUUUAGAAAUGGAGAAUUUGGUACUCAGAAAAGUUGAAGAAGCUUCAUUUCAUUCACAUAGUGAGUCAGCAACAAAGACAGACGGAAAAACAUGUCCUAUGACUCCUGCCAUUGUAUUCCUUCUCUUCUGCAUUGUGUUGCCUUUUGAUAUUUCACGAAGGUUUUGUGAUUGGUGAAAUAAAUUAAAGCACUUCCAUGAAGGAGACAAAAUGUAACCCAGUGUCUGCUGAUGGUGGUUAGUGACGAGGACAGGAGAACACUGCCUCAUAAUGGGGACUAUCCGGUGAGGGCUCCUUUUCACAGGUGCCCACACUGUGAGUCACCUCCUUAUGCUGAGAGUUCGGUAUGCUAUCAUAAAAUACUUUGUUGUGUAUUAUUUAUGAAGGACUAGAGUAUCUAUUGUCUCACUUUCUUUCAUUCUCAUGAGGUAGAUUACAGCAGCAGAUGGCAUUAUGCAUGCUUUAUCCCAGACACAAGAAAAUAAUAUCUGCCACUUACUGAGUACCUUGCUGGACCCAGACACUCUUACAUAUUUAUAUCUUCCCAUUGGGUCAUCCCGUGGACCUUGUGAAAUAUGUGGAAUAGCUCCAUUGUUAUAGAUAUGAACCCAGGGCUCAGAGAAGCUAAGUAAUUUGUUCAGGGUCACACAGACUUACAGGUCUGUCAGACUCCUAAGACCCUGAUGCUUUCAUUGUGCUGCAUUUCCUUCAAAUUAUGAACUUGCCCUAUGUCAGCACAGAAACGGCCUCUUCAGCCUAGCCCAGUGCUCCAACUGAUUGUUCUCUCUCAUAAAAGGCACUCACAACUAACCACUUGCUUGAUUUAGGAAUUCACUGAUUAGAUUGCUAGACCAGUUAAAGGCAAAUUUCAAUAAUGAGAGCAGUUAUCACGUAUCUAGUACUUACCAUGCGCCAGACUAUGAUCUAAAUUUAUGACACAUAUUAAAUCAUUUAAGCCUUACAACCAUGUAUAAAAUAGUGAACUGCGAUAUGAUGGAGUUGCUCUUAUCUUCAUCCCGGGAUGAGAAAAUAGAGGCAGAAGAGUUUUAAGCAAUUUGCACAGUUAAUAAAGUGUGGAGCCAGAAUUUGAACCCAAUCUGGCUCCAGACCUCUUUACUACAGCUCUCAGUUAGAAAAUUAUUUCUAACUGAGAUAUUUCGGUUCAGCAAGUGUUGGCUUAGUUCCUGUGUGCUAUGCCAGCAGAAAAUAUAGUUCCUACACAGAAGAGCUUACAUUUUUGACAUAAAUCAAAAUGUAUAUACUUGAAAUAAAUGCUACAACACCUUAGCAUAUGGGGUGUAAAUGUUGUGUAUGGAUCAGCAUGAAUAAUAGAGACUGUUAGUGAGUGGCUUGAGAGUUAAUUUGCCUUCGCAAGUAAUGUUCUUGACUAUGGACGAGUGACUUGGGCACUGGGGAGAAGCUGUUCCAUGUGUUCUAAAAUAAGCAGGUUACUUGGCUACUGUUCAAACUCUAAAUAGGUAUAUGGGUUGUAGCUAUUUGACCUGAACUAACUUUAAAUUCCCCUGAGUCCUUAUAUGAUUUUGGGGAAAAAAAAAAAAGGAAGAAGAAAAAAGAAAACUUUUCUCUGUAAAUGCUGCAUUUAAAUUAGAAUUUAUUAAAUUCUCUGCAAAAUACCGCCAGGCUGACAGGAAGGGGAUUCACAGUAAGCUCUUCCAGAAAGAAGGGGAUUUGGAUCCUAAUUGUCUCUUAUCUGGAGCACCCAACACAGUGCCUGAUCUUUAAAUGGAUGAGAUGGCUACCACUCAGAUUUCCAAAGAUGAGCUUGAUGAACUCAAAGAGGCCUUUGCAAAAGUUGAUCUCAACAGCAACGGAUUCAUUUGUGACUAUGAACUUCAUGAGCUCUUCAAGGAAGCUAAUAUGCCAUUACCAGGAUAUAAAGUGAGAGAAAUUAUUCAGAAACUCAUGCUGGAUGGUGACAGGAAUAAAGAUGGGAAAAUAAGUUUUGACGAAUUUGUUUAUAUUUUUCAAGAGGUAAAAAGUAGUGAUAUUGCCAAGACCUUCCGCAAAGCAAUCAACAGGAAAGAAGGUAUUUGUGCUCUGGGUGGAACUUCAGAGUUGUCCAGCGAAGGAACACAGCAUUCUUACUCAGAGGAAGAAAAAUAUGCUUUUGUUAACUGGAUAAACAAAGCUUUGGAAAAUGAUCCUGAUUGUAGACAUGUUAUACCAAUGAACCCUAACACCGAUGACCUGUUCAAAGCUGUUGGUGAUGGAAUUGUGCUUUGUAAAAUGAUUAACCUUUCAGUUCCUGAUACCAUUGAUGAAAGAGCAAUCAACAAGAAGAAACUUACACCCUUCAUCAUUCAGGAAAACUUGAACUUGGCACUGAACUCUGCUUCUGCCAUUGGGUGUCAUGUUGUGAACAUUGGUGCAGAAGAUUUGAGGGCUGGGAAACCUCAUCUGGUUUUGGGACUGCUUUGGCAGAUCAUUAAGAUCGGUUUGUUCGCUGACAUUGAAUUAAGCAGGAAUGAAGCCUUGGCUGCUUUACUCCGAGAUGGUGAGACUUUGGAGGAACUUAUGAAAUUGUCUCCAGAAGAGCUUCUGCUUAGAUGGGCAAACUUUCAUUUGGAAAACUCGGGCUGGCAAAAAAUUAACAACUUUAGUGCUGACAUCAAGGAUUCCAAAGCCUAUUUCCAUCUUCUCAAUCAAAUCGCACCAAAAGGACAAAAGGAAGGUGAACCACGGAUAGAUAUUAACAUGUCAGGUUUCAAUGAAACAGAUGAUUUGAAGAGAGCUGAGAGUAUGCUUCAACAAGCAGAUAAAUUAGGUUGCAGACAGUUUGUUACCCCUGCUGAUGUUGUCAGUGGAAACCCCAAACUCAACUUAGCUUUCGUGGCUAACCUGUUUAAUAAAUACCCAGCACUAACUAAGCCAGAGAACCAGGAUAUUGACUGGACUCUAUUAGAAGGAGAAACUCGUGAAGAAAGAACCUUCCGUAACUGGAUGAACUCUCUUGGUGUCAAUCCUCACGUAAACCAUCUCUAUGCUGACCUGCAAGAUGCCCUGGUAAUCUUACAGUUAUAUGAACGAAUUAAAGUUCCUGUUGACUGGAGUAAGGUUAAUAAACCUCCAUACCCGAAACUGGGAGCCAACAUGAAAAAGCUAGAAAACUGCAACUAUGCUGUUGAAUUAGGGAAGCAUCCUGCUAAAUUCUCCCUGGUUGGCAUUGGAGGGCAAGACCUGAAUGAUGGGAACCAAACCCUGACUUUAGCUUUAGUCUGGCAGCUGAUGAGAAGAUAUACCCUCAAUGUCCUGGAAGAUCUUGGAGAUGGUCAGAAAGCCAAUGACGACAUCAUUGUGAACUGGGUGAACAGAACGUUGAGUGAAGCUGGAAAAUCAACUUCCAUUCAGAGUUUUAAGGACAAGACGAUCAGCUCCAGUUUGGCAGUUGUGGAUUUAAUUGAUGCCAUCCAGCCAGGCUGUAUAAACUAUGACCUUGUGAAGAGUGGCAAUCUAACAGAAGAUGACAAGCACAAUAAUGCCAAGUAUGCAGUGUCAAUGGCUAGAAGAAUCGGAGCCAGAGUGUAUGCUCUCCCUGAAGACCUUGUGGAAGUAAAGCCCAAGAUGGUCAUGACUGUGUUUGCAUGUUUGAUGGGCAGGGGAAUGAAGAGAGUGUAAAAUAACCAAUCUGAAUAAAACAGCCAUGCUCCCAGGUGCAUGAUUCGCAGGUCAGCUAUUUCCAGGUGAAGUGCUUAUGGCUUAAGGAACUCUUGGCCAUUCAAAGGACUUUUCAUUUUGAUUAACAGGACUAGCUUAUCAUGAGAGCCCUCAGGGGAAAGGGUUUAAGAAAAACAACUCCUCUUUCCCAUAGUCAGAGUUGAAUUUGUCAGGCACGCCUGAAAUGUGCUCAUAGCCAAAACAUUUUACUCUCUCCUCCUAGAAUGCUGCCCUUGACAUUUCCCAUUGCUGUAUGUUAUUUCUUGCUCUGUUAUCUUUUGCCCUCUUAGAAUGUCCCUCUCUUGGGACUUGCUUAGAUGAUGGGAUAUGAAUAUUAUUAGACAGUAAUUUUGCUUUCCAUCCAGUAUGCUAGUUCUUAUUCGAGAACUAUGGUCAGAGCGUAUUUGGAUAUGAGUAUCCUUUGCUUAUCUUUGUAGUACUGAAAAUUUGCCGAAGUAACUGGCUGUGCAGAAUGUAAUAGAAGCUUUUCUUAUUCUUUUAUUCUUAAGAUCAGUAUCUUUUUACAGUAUUCUUUCUACAUGAUCCUUUUUUGUACAUUUAAGAAUAUUUUGAUUAUAUUAAACAAGACUGCUGAUUUUGCUACUUUUUUUAAGGGGUCUUCAAGUAAGUAAAACAUACAUCGUAGCUAGAAGAAAAAUGUACCUUAAAUUUGCAUCUUCCCUCUCAUACCCAAGCUGUAAACAAUUGAAAUAUUUUGUCUUAAAUCACUUGGUUCAAUACAUGCUUAUUUGUUUUAAAACCUGUAUCAUCAAACUCUCUCUCUAAAUUUAAAAUGCUGUUGAAUAUGAUACUUUUGAGGAGAGAGUGUGCUCAGAACUUAGACGGGAUUUGGUAGGCCAAGUAUGCUAAGUGUACAAUAUAUUUUUUAAUUUUACACCUGAAACAAAGAAAUGUGGUCACUAAAAAUAAAAGUAUAUAUGUAGGAAUUAAUGUACUCUUGCUUUGUCAAGCUGUUUGCUAUAGUUUCCAAGGUAUUAUGUUACUCUAACUCUGAAAAGUGAUGUAAUCUGGUAGCAAUGUAGUAGUUCAAAUAAAGGCAUUUACAUAAUAAUUAGUCUGUUCUUCAUGCUUUUGUCUCUUAGGAAGUAUGCCAAUGUUUGUCAGGAUUUUUUUCUUUUUGUUUUUCUGAUGUAUUCUGUAAAAUGGUGUUUGUUAAAUUUGAGUUUUGGGAGCUGAAUUAGAGGUACUGAAUUAAGGACAGUACAAAUGAAGUAAAAAGGUUUUCUCCAAUUUACCAAAA
Homo sapiens (human) is the source of this 5611-nucleotide messenger RNA. It is a transcript of the gene PLS3, whose product is annotated as plastin 3. The record is from RefSeq and is a predicted model, not a curated record. Gene Ontology annotation, molecular function: calcium ion binding; structural constituent of presynaptic actin cytoskeleton; actin filament binding. Gene Ontology annotation, biological process: actin filament bundle assembly; presynaptic actin cytoskeleton organization; regulation of synaptic vesicle cycle. NCBI's taxonomy places the organism in Eukaryota, Metazoa, Chordata, Mammalia, Primates, Hominidae. The coding region runs from base 2419 to 4311 and encodes 630 amino acids. The transcript is spliced from 17 exons. Gene Ontology annotation, cellular component: cytoplasm; neuromuscular junction.